Pistacia vera is the source of this 6210-nucleotide messenger RNA. RefSeq names its product probable LRR receptor-like serine/threonine-protein kinase RFK1. Gene Ontology annotation, molecular function: protein binding; ATP binding; protein kinase activity. Gene Ontology annotation, biological process: protein phosphorylation. NCBI's taxonomy places the organism in Eukaryota, Viridiplantae, Streptophyta, Magnoliopsida, Sapindales, Anacardiaceae. The record is from RefSeq and is a predicted model, not a curated record.
AUAUUGCCAUGAACAAAGAUCUAUGGGAGUAGUUCUGUUUUGUCAGAUGAUAUGAUAGCUCGUCGUUUGGAUUCCCAGAAAUGUUGUUCCUCAAACUUUUACUUCCUUUAUCAGUUCUUGCUCUGAGUUACUCAUGGACGCAGCUUCUUCUUGCUGCUACGUUGCCUCAAGAUGAAGUUGAUGUUCUGAAUCAAAUUGCUCAAACUAUGGGAGCUCGUAACUGGACCUUCAAUGCUGAUGUUUGUGAAGGUUCUUUUGACGUAAGCCGAGUUUUGCAAACGGAUCCUCUCAGGAACAUUACUUGCGAUUGCCAAUUUGUCACAGCACCGCCACAUUGUAUCAAUACAAUUCAUGCGUUACAGCCUUCCAGGAACACUUCCACCCCAACUUGUUCAGCUUCCAUACCUCCAAGAAAUUGAUUUUGCUUAUAACUAUUUAAAUGGUACAAUACCACACGAAUGGGCUACAUUGCAAUUGAAAUAUAUCUCCAUUUGAAACCGAUUGUCAGGCAAUAUUCCAGAUCAGUUAGAUAUUACCAGUCUCACAUACUUGGACCUUGAAGCAAACCAAUUCUCCGGGGAAGUCCCUGCAGUGCUUGGGAAGUUAGUUAACUUGGAAACUUUGAGACUAUCCUCCAAUAGGUUGAGUGGGAAUUUGCCAAUGGAGCUUGCUGAGCUGAAAAAUUUGACAGAUUUUAGGAUUAGUGACAACAACUUCAAUGGAAGUAUACCAGAGUUUAUACAAAACUGGAAGCAACUUCAGAGACUAGAAAUUCAAGGUUCUGGACUGGAGGGACCCAUUCCACCUUCGAUCUCUGUUUUGGAAAAGCUAAAUCAUUUGAGGAUUAGUGACAUAAAGAGCACAAAUCAGACAUUUCCUGAACUUAGAAACAUGACAAGCUUUGGAAGGAUAAUUUUGAGGAACUGUAGUAUUUCCGGGGAGAUACCUGAAUAUAUCUGGGGAAUGAAUCUACUGCGAAUCUUGGAUCUCAGUUUUAACAAGCUAACUGGGGAACUUCCAAGUGUUCCAAUUUCUGCGACCUUGAAAUUCAUCUUUCUAACUGGCAACUUUCUCAGUGGGAAUAUACCUGAGUCAAUCUUGAGGAAAGGAACUAAUGUGGAUCUCUCUUACAAUAAUUUCACUCAGCUAAGCCCUGGGCAACCUGCUUGUCAGGAUAGAAGGGAUCUAUCUCUGAACUUGUUCCGAAGCUCUUCAAUGAAAAGCAACUUAAGUGAAGUUCAGCCAUGUAGGAACGAUUUCAAAUGUGACCGAUAUUGGCACUCUUUUCAUGUUAAUUGUGGCGGAAAUGAUGUCAAAGUUAAUGGGACCACAUUUGAGGGAGAUGCAGCAGUUGCUGGAGGUGUUGCAACAUACUAUUUCAAUGAAAAUUCUAACUGGGGAUUCAGUAGCACUGGAGAUUUCACAGAUGAUGAUGAUGAACAAAACACAUAUUACAUUGAGAACUCAAAUUCAUCCCAGAUUUCUGCAUUAUAUAGUGAUGCACGCAAAUCUCCUCUUUCACUAACUUAUUUUGGAUAUUGUUUAGCAAAUGGGAACUAUGAUGUGAUUUUACACUUUGCGGAAGUCAAGUUCACAAAGGACAAUACCUAUAGCAGCCUCGGAAGACGCAUAUUUGAUAUUUAUGUUCAGGACAAACUAGUUAAGAAGGAUUUCAAUAUAGCAGCUGAAGCAUCUGGGGUUCUCAUUCCAGUUACAGUACCAGAUAAUGCCACUGUUACCAAUAACAUUCUAGAGAUCCGUUUCAAUUGGGCUGGCAGAGGGACUACGGCAAUUCCUGUUGGUGGAGUCUAUGGCCCUCUUGUAUCAGCUAUUUCUGUGGUGGAUCCCAACUUCAGACCCAAAAAGAAGGAUAUUGUACCGAUUGUUGUUGGUGUUGUUCUUGGAUUAUGUCUCAUAAUCUUGGCUUUGGGCAUCUUAUGCUGGAGAUAUUAUUUCAGAACCAAGAGAAGCAAGGAAGGAGAUCUUAUAAAAGGAUCAGAUCUUCAAACUAUUUCUUUUACCUUAAAGCAAAUUAAAGCUGCCACUAACAAUUUUGAUCCCGUAAACAAGAUCGGAGAAGGUGGAUUUGGACCUGUUUACAAGGGUCUGUUAUCAGAUGGUACUGUAGUUGCUGUGAAACAACUCUCUUCAAGAUCAAGACAGGGAAAUCGUGAAUUCUUGAAUGAACUAGUCAUGAUCUCAUGUUUGCAACAUCCAAAUCUUGUGAAACUUCAUGGCUGCUGUGUUGAAGGGGAUCAACUAUUACUGGUAUAUGAAUACCUGGAAAAUAACAGUCUUGCCCAUGUUCUGUUUGGUCGUGAUCAGUGUCAACUGAAACUGGAUUGGCCAACUAGGCAGAAGAUUUGUCUUGGAGUAGCCAAAGGUUUAGCUUUUCUUCAUGAAGAAUCAAGAUUCAAAAUUGUUCACAGAGACAUUAAAGCCACCAAUAUUCUGCUUGAUAGGGAGCUAAAUGCUAAAAUAUCCGACUUUGGAUUGGCUAAGCUUUAUGAGGAGGAGAAAACCCACAUUAGCACUCGAGUUGCUGGUACAAUGGCCUUUCAUUUACAACAAAGUGGAAAGCUAAUUGAGUUAGUGGAUCAAAAGUUGGGAUCUGAAUUCAACGAGUUUGAAGCAGAAAGGAUGAUUAGAGUGGCACUCAUAUGCACCAAUGCUUCACCUUCACUACGGCCUAUCAUGUCUGAAGUGGUGAGCAUGCUGGAAGGAACAUCUACCAUUCCAGAUGCAGUACCUUUAUCAGGGAGAAACAAUGAAGAUUUGAGGUUUAAAACUCUAAGAGAUCAUCAUAAACAAGUUAACCAGGAUUUGGCACGAAGCCAGGCUCAUUAUCCAACAUCAAGUAGCUCCUUUUUUGGUUCUUCCUCGGCUGAUGAUGUUUGCGAAAUUAAUGAAGAGUCAUAUUUGAGGUUUAAAGCCAUAAGAGACAGUCACAUACAGACUAGUUCCUCUAAAUCUGUCCAAGAUAUGCGUACUCUCAGAAGAACAAAGGCAAAAAGACAGCUUUAUUUUCUGUUCCCAGAAAUGUUUCCUCUCAAACAUUUGGUUCUUGUAUCAGUUAUAGCUCUGGGUUACUUAUGCAUGCAAAUAUUUGCUGUUACUAGGCUGCAUCAAGAUGAGGUUGAGGUGCUCAAUCAAAUUGUUAAAACAAUGGGAGCUAACUGGACCUUCGGUUCUGAUGCUUGUGAAGAUUAUGUGGAUAUUAAACCAGUUCUAUCAAUGGAUCCUCGGAGGAACAUUACUUGUGACUGUGGAUUUGAGAACAACACCUGCCACAUCAUAGCCUUAAAGAUCCUGCUUUUUGGUCUUCCGGGCACCCUUCCAACGGAACUUGUUCAUCUUCCUUACCUCCAAGAAAUAGAUUUUGCUUACAACUAUUUAAGUGGUCCAAUCCCACGUGAAUGGGCUUCGAUGCAAUUGACGUACAUCUCUCUUUUUGGGAAUCGGUUAUUGGGAAACAUGCCAAGCUUUUUGGGGAACAUUACUGGUCUCACAUACUUGGACCUUGAAGUGAACCAAUUUUCCGGAACAGUCCCUUCAGAGCUGGGGAAGUUAGUUCACUUGGAAACUUUGAGGCUGUCCUCCAAUAGGUUGACUGGAAAUUUGCCAAUGGAACUUGCUGAGCUGAAAAAUUUAACUGACUUUAGGAUUAAUGACAACAACUUCAAUGGGAGUAUACCAGAAUACAUAAAAAACUGGAAGCGACUUCAGAGACUAGAAAUUCUAGGUAGUGGACUGGAUGGACCAAUUCCGUCAUCCAUCUCUGUUUUGGAAAAUCUAAUUCAAUUGAAGAUUAGUGACAUAACUGGAGCAAGGCAAGCUUUUCCUGAGCUUAGAAACAUGUCGAACAUUAUAAGGAUAAUUUUGAAGAACUGCAGUAUUUCAGGAGAGAUACCUGAAUAUAUCUGGAGACUUAAUAAUCUGCGACUGCUGGAUCUCAGUUUCAAUAAGCUAAGUGGGGAACUUCCCUAUGUUCGCAUCUAUGGAAUUUUUAAAUUCAUCUUUCUAAGUGGCAACUUUCUCAGUGGGAAUAUACCAAAGUCAAUCUUGAAGAAAGGAUCUAAUGUGGAUCUUUCAUACAAUAAUUUCACUUGGCAAAGCGUUGAGCAGUCUGCUUGUCCGGAGAAACCAAAUCUAAAUCUGAACUUGUUCCGAAGCUCUUCAGUGGAGAAAAACAUAAGUGGAGCUCUUCCUUGCAUGGAUGAUUUCAAAUGUCAACGAUAUAGGCACUCUUUGUACAUUAACUGUGGUGGAGAAACUGUAAAAAUAAAUGGCAGGACAUUCGAAGGGGAUGCAGGAGUUGGUGGUGGUGUCGCAACAUUCUAUUUUAAUGCCAAUACUAACUGGGGAUUCAGUAGUACUGGGGACUUCAUGGAUGAUGAUGAUGAGCAAAACACCAAUUACAUUGCAAAUUUGCAGUCAUCACAGAUUUCUGAAUUAUACUCUAAUGCUCGCAUUGCUCCUCUCUUGCUUACUUAUGUUGGAUAUUGUUUAGAAAAUGGUAGUUAUACUGUGAGUCUACACUUUGCGGAGAUCCAAUUCACAAAUGACAAAACGUAUAGGAGCCUUGGCAGGCGCAAAUUCGAUAUCUAUGUUCAGGACAAACUUGUUGAGAAGGAUUUUGAUAUAGAAGCUAUAGCUUCUGGGGUUCUAAAGCCAGUUAUAAAAGAAUAUAAGGCCAAUGUUACAAGUAACAUUUUACAGAUCUGCUUCAUUUGGGCUGGCAAAGGCACUACUGCAAUUCCUAAAGGUGGAGUCUAUGGGCCUCUCAUAUCAGCUAUUUCUGUAGAUCCCAAUUUCAAACCCCAUUAUGGAGGGGAAAAAAGGAAGAUUGUACCAAUUGUUGUCAGCAUUGGUGUUGUAGGAUUCUUUUUCAUAUUUUUGGCAUUUGGUAUCCUGUGUCGGAGAUACUUCACAACUAAUAGUGGGAGAGAAACAGAUUUUAAAGGACUAGAUGAUCUCCACACAAGUUAUUUUACCCUAAAGCAAAUUAAAGCUGCCACUAACAAUUUCGAUUCUUCCAACAAAAUUGGAGAAGGUGGAUUUGGACCAGUUUACAAGGGUCAGUUAUCCGAUGCUACCGUGAUUGCUGUGAAGCAGCUAUCUACGAAAUCCAGGCAGGGAAAUCGCGAAUUCUUGAAUGAGUUAGGCAUGAUUUCGUGUUUGCAACAUCCAAACCUUGUGAAAAUUUAUGGAUGUUGUAUUGAAGGUGAUCAGCUUUUGUUGAUAUAUGAAUACAUGGAAAAUAACAGCCUUGCCUAUGCUUUGUUUGGUCGGGAAAAAUGUCAACUGAAAUUAGACUGGCCGACCAGGCAGAAAAUCUGUCUUGGGGUAGCUAGAGGUUUAGUUUAUCUUCACGAAGAAUCAAGAUUCAAAAUUGUCCACAGAGACAUUAAAGCAACUAAUGUUCUACUUGAUCAUGAUUUGAACCCUAAAAUAUCUGACUUUGGAUUGGCUAAGCUUUAUGAGGAGGAGAAAACUCACAUCAGCACUCGAAUUGCUGGCACUAUUGGAUAUAUGGCACCAGAAUAUGCGCUAUGGGGUUAUUUGACCUACAAAGCAGAUGUUUACAGUUUUGGAGUUGUUGCUUUGGAAAUUGUUAGCGGGAAGAACAAUAUGAGUUAUGUGCCAGAGACUAAUUCUUCUUGUCCUCUAGAUUGGGCCUUUAACUUACAGCAACGUGGGAAGCUAAGGGAGUUGGUGGAUGCAAAUCUGGGAUCCGACUUCGACAAGGUUGAAGCCGAAAGGAUGAUUAAAGUAGCACUUGUAUGCACCAACGCUUCACCUUCGCUAAGGCCAACAAUGUCGGAAGUGGUGAGCAUGCUAGAAGGAACAUCUGCCAUUCCAGAUGCUGUCCCUGUAGCACGGAGUUAUGGUGAAGAUUUGAGAUUUAAAACUCUGAAGGAUCAUCAUAUGCAAAUGAAAAAUCAGGCUGAUUUCUCAGUAUCAACCGGGUCCUGGCCUGCUGCUUCCUCUGAUAUUCAAAAGGUUUGUGAAGUUAAUGAAGAGUCUUAUUUGAUGUUUAAAGCGGUAAGAGACAAUCACAUACAAAGCUCAAUGGCUCAAACUUCCAUUUCAUACGCCUCCUGGACUGCCUCCUCCUCAAAAUCUUCCCAUGAUUAAUGUAUAUAAUACAGUUCAAAUUCUCUUAAUAUUUUUGGGGACUUAAAUCUUGUGCAUAUUGUAUCUUAUUAC